AUGUCUUCCGAUGGCAGCAUCAACCGAUACUCUAUGCCAGUGACUCGUUCGCGUACUGGCAUGUACGACGUGGGUCUCGACCAGACGAACACCACUCGUUUCCUCUUUGGCGAUGAGGAGUCAAAUGCAAUGGGGCACGGGAUUUCUGACGAAAACUUCCCGACUCUUGUUCGUCGUGAUGAUCAAAUCCUCUCAGCGUCCUCGGCCGCCCUAGAUCUUGCUCUUUCCCCGUCUCCCAAUCCCGAAACGCCAUCAUCAUCGAGAAGCUGGAGCCGUGUUGUUAACCGUCAUCGCCCCCAGCAGAGCCUUUCUUCCAUCAACGGAACCUCCAACAUCGUAAGCGAUCUAGUGGGCCUUGCCUCUCGACCUGCUUCCCUCCGUCACUCCAUCGACCUCAAGUACAUCUCCGAGAACGCCAUUGAGAACGGUCACAUCAUGUCUGCUAACGGAAACCCCAACAUGACCCCUCCCAAGCUGCAGAGCUCAUUUUCAUCCAACGACAUCCCCACCGUCAAGAGCCCAGGAGGCUCAUCUUCCAAAGCCAACAGUCACGCCCAGCAGCAUUUCCACAAUCACAAUGCAAGUCUUGGACGUAUUCCUGCUGGUGCAAUCCAUCGUGGACACAGCCGCGAGCUUUCCUCGGACAACGCUGCGGUGAGCCGAGAACAGCCCAACUAUCCCUCCAUUCAGUCUGCUCUGCAGGCCAGUGCUGCCCCCUUCGGCCCGAGCAGCACAGCUCCUGUGCCUCCUUCCUCCAUGGCCAAUACCUCAGCUGGCGCCUAUGUCGCGGGCAACAACUUUAACAACAACGGGUUUUACCCUGGCAAUAGCUACAGCGCCCCUCACGGUGCUCCUCAGGGCGCCGUUCCCCAGGGUGCCACCCAUCAACCCGGUGGCUACAACGCCAACAUGCUUGCGAACAGCAUGCAGCAGAUGAACAUGAAUGGUAUGAACGGUAGCAACAUGUAUCAGCAGCCUCAAAACUACAACGGGUACAACACUGGUCCUUACAACCAGGGCAACCAGCCCCGCGACAGUCAAGCACGCGUUAUGCAGCAUCGCCGACAGCUUGACAACGAAGCCAUGUCUCGCUACCAGAACAUGCCCCUUGAUUCCUUCGUGGGCACAAUCUAUGAUCUUUGCAAGGACCAGCAUGGCUGCCGUUACCUCCAGAAGAAGCUUGAAGAACGCAACGCCGAGCAGGUUCACAUGAUAUGGGACGAAACCAACAAGCACGUCAUUGAGCUCAUGACGGACCCGUUUGGUAAUUAUUUGUGCCAAAAGCUCCUCGAGUUUUGCAAUGACGAUGAGAGGACUACUUUGAUUGAGAACGCUUCCAAGGACAUGGUUCGCAUUGCGCUCAACCAGCACGGCACACGCGCGCUUCAGAAGAUGAUUGAGUUCGUGAGCACCCCCCCGCAAGUUCAUCUCAUCAUCGAGGCACUUCGUAAUGAAGUUGUUGAGCUGAUCCAGGAUCUCAAUGGCAACCAUGUCAUUCAGAAGUGCCUCAACAAGCUUACUCCCCCCGAUGCUCAGUUCAUCUUCGACGCUGUUGGCCAGAACUGUAUUGAGGUUGGCACUCAUCGACACGGCUGUUGUGUUCUUCAGCGCUGCAUUGAUCACGCAUCUGGUGAUCAGAAGAUCUGGCUUAUUGCGCAGAUCACUAAGCAUGCACGAAUCCUUGUCCAAGACCCCUUCGGCAACUACGUUGUCCAGUACAUCAUCGACCUAAAUGAGCCUCUCUUUACCGAGCCAAUCGUUCUUACCUUCAAGGGUUGCAUCGCCAAAUUGUCCAGUCACAAGUUCAGCUCCAACGUUAUCGAGAAAUGUCUGCGCUGCGCCCAGCCUCCUUCCAAGGAUUUGAUCGUUGACGAACUGCUUCACAAACAAGAGAUGGAGCGUCUGCUUCGCGACUCCUUUGCCAACUAUGUCAUCCAGACCGCUCUGGAGUAUGCCACCCCUCAUUACAAGUACCGUCUUGUGGAAGCCAUUCGCCCGAUCCUGCCCCAGAUCAGAACCACUCCUUAUGGUCGUCGCAUUCAAGCUAAGAUCUCAUCCUUCGACAACCGUGGCAGCGCUGCUUCUAGCGGCCAAGUGACACCAGCCGACAACACCCAAGGGCAAAUUCCUCUGCGCGCUGCUCACGCUCGAGCUCUAUCUGGAAGUGGACCCAUGAUGCAGAGCAAUGGAAUUCCUCACAACGGGCCCAUGCCAGCUAUGCGUCAGAACAUGCCUGUCUACCCUGCUAACUCAGUCAUGAAUGGGCAGCUCUCUGCUACCGGCGGCCCUGUUCAGCAGCCUCAGUACGGGCAGAUGACUCCUGGCAACUUUAUUCCCAACCCUUCCCCUAAUGGCACCUCCAACACUGCUCCCGGUGGAGGCUUCGCUAACAGCAACCCUACUGGUCAUGUUGGCGGUAACCCAGCCAAUGGCAAUAACAAUGCCGGCGCGAACAAGUCUGGGGAGCCUGAGUGGGUUUAA
Molecule: messenger RNA, 2481 nt
Organism: Fusarium sp. VM40
Lineage: Eukaryota; Fungi; Ascomycota; Sordariomycetes; Hypocreales; Nectriaceae
Source: the annotation of a GenBank genome assembly